GGGGACCUCCGAAGAUCUUAAGAGUCUGGGUUUCAGCCCCCUUUCCCCUCUUGAGGUUUCGGAGAAAGAGUUGAAAGCUUGAAAGAGGAGGGAAAAAGAAAGAAAAGAAAGAAAAAUGUCUCUGUCGUGCGUGAAAAUGUCGGAGGAUGUCUGGUUAACAUGCGUCACUCAUGCAUUGUCUACGGAGACCGAAGAGAUCAUGGGUCUUCUUCUUGGAGACAUUCAGUACUUAAAAAAUGGGAGUGCCACCGCACUAAUCUGGGGAGCAUCACCUCAGACACGGUCUGAUCGACGAAAAGACCGAGUAGAGACUAAUCCUGAGCAGUUGGCUGCAGCAUCAGCUCAGGCUGAGAGAAUGACACUAGCUACAGGAAGAACAACAAGGGUGAUUGGGUGGUACCAUUCACAUCCGCACAUUACAGUUCUGCCGUCCCAUGUUGAUGUGCGAACUCAGUCCAUGUAUCAACUUCUAGAUACUGGGUUUAUUGGGCUCAUAUUUUCCUGUUUCAGUGAAGAUGCACUCAAGGUUGGAAGAAUCCAGGUCAUUGCAUUCCAGUCCCUGGAUGGGAGGCAGAAGCACACACCUAGACCUGUUUCUGUGUCGCCGGUCAGCAGUUCAGUUAUAGAGAUUGAAACAUCUUUGAGCUCCUCUGAGGGUGCACCAGCUAGAUCUGGGUCUUCAAGGGUAGACAACCUCGAACAGGACACUGGUGAUUCAAGAGCAACUGCUGUAGGUACCAAGGGUGGAAGAAAAGCUGCAGAUUUGGAGGGAUUUUUUGCGCAUGCGGAUGUCAACUAUCUUGGGAAAGAGAAAAUGGUAGCAGAUUUCCAUAGUGACAACUUACAAAAUGCUAUUAUUGAUAUAGACUCCAUGGAUAUGACAGCAAGUAUGCAGGAAGCAAUGCACCGCUCAAAUUUGGACAUGAGUGGUGCAGAGUAUGUCAGAAAGGAAAUUCAUCUUCAAGUUUUGCCAACCUCUUCUCUCUUGAAGCUCGAUACACCUUUAACUUCAUUUAUAGAGUUGCAACGUGUAGUUUUUGAAGAGGAGCAUGCUGCAUAUAACCAGGCGAUCUUACAGAACAUGCGGGAUGGGAAAGUGCAUCCCCUUGCUUUCAUUCAUCACACAUCAACAUACCAGGCUUCCAUGUGCAAGUUAAUGGAGUAUUGUUUAAGUCCAGCUAUCAGUGUUCUUCAAGACCGUCUGAGAGAAAAUGAAAUUAGGUUAGCUGUGCUGACAGAGGAAGCUAAGACUUUGGAGAUUGAAACCUUUAGCGGGAGUCAGUCCAGUAUGGAAUCUCCUCGGAAUUUAACACCUCAUGGGUUCCGGAGCGGUGCACACAUGGGUCAGAGGGACUUAUAUUCUUCAGCAGAGCCAAGUAAACUGAGGAGUUCUGCUGGUAUUGGUAGCCGGAGCAGAAAAGGUUCUUAAAUGUCCAGCAGUUAAAUCUCUUUCUCAUGCAUUAUGUAAGUUUCAUGUUUGAUUGGAUGGCCUUUGUUUUCUCUUCUUCCUUGCCUGUUCUUUCUUUUGUAUCUUGCAGAUACUUGGUGCAAUAUUCAGAUUGUAUGAUAUCAGAAAGAAAGAAUGUUCAAAUGUGCAUUUGAU
This is a messenger RNA of Telopea speciosissima, 1603 nucleotides long. RefSeq lists its product as uncharacterized. Gene Ontology annotation, cellular component: BRCA1-A complex; BRISC complex. Bases 116 to 1429 code for a protein of 437 amino acids. NCBI's taxonomy places the organism in Eukaryota, Viridiplantae, Streptophyta, Magnoliopsida, Proteales, Proteaceae. Gene Ontology annotation, biological process: double-strand break repair. Gene Ontology annotation, molecular function: metallopeptidase activity; cysteine-type deubiquitinase activity; polyubiquitin modification-dependent protein binding. The transcript has 10 exons. The record is from RefSeq and is a predicted model, not a curated record.